AUGUCCCUGCCGGUGCUCCCGGGCUACGGCUUCGAGCGCUAUGUGGGAGAGGAUAAGUACAAGAGAGUGUUGGUGUCUGAGGCUCAGCAUGGAAGACGUGAGAUGUUGCCUUAUGGGCCAAAGAAGAAGCCCAAUCACAGUGCAUAUCCUUCAGGAGUGGGAAGUACACUACCAUCCUGGGUGGCUUUUGAUAAACACGUAUUAGCUUUUGAUGCAUAUGAAGAAGCUGAAAUGGAUGAUAAAAGGCAAGAAGACUAUAGAAUAAGACGCUAUAAAAUCUACUUCUACCCUGAAGAUGACACAAUUGAAGUAAUUGAACCAUUUGUAGAAAAUAGCGGACUGCCUCAAGGGACUUUUAUCCGGCGUCACCGGAUUCCUCUUCCACCUCCUAAUGUUGAAAAGUUUUAUACUGUGUAUGAUUUCAAUAUCAACAUAGAUGUUGUCUUUUAUGCCCGGACUUUCAAGAUUUAUGACUGUAAUCCAUUCACAAAAAACUUCUUGAAGAAAAUAGGAGUCAGAUUAAACCCCCCGGGAAAGUGUCCAGAUGAUCCGUACACAAAGAUGCGGAGAGAGAUACUAGACUACGUGCAACCUUUACGUCCCUAUGAGUACUUCGACACCCUGAAAGACUUCCUUGAGUAUGAUGGGAAGGUUCUGCGCUUCUACUGCAUGUGGGAUGACUCCGGCUCAGUUUUUGGGGACUAUAGACAACUCAUCUUGCAUUACUUCUUGUCUGAUGGUACUAUUGAAAUCAAAGAACUGCUGCCCCAUAACUCAGGCCGGGACCCUAUGUCAUUUUUCCUCCUGAGGGGAAAGCUGCCCAAGUAUGGCCCACCUGGAGUCCAUCAACCAGGAGACGUAACAGAUAGAAUAGUUCUCAAUGUGUAUAAUGGCUAUAAUGUAAGCCGAGUGCAUGGCUACCUGUUGGAUAAAUUCAAGGUGGCAAAAUUAGAACAAGAGUUUUACAAAGAUACUGACCUGAAAAUAGGAGCCACCAUCAAUGUGUGGGGAAGAAAAGUGCUCCUUUGUGACUGUGAUGAAUUUACGAAGACUUAUUAUAGGACUAAAUAUGGAAUUCAGAACUUUAACUCAAUUCCAUGCAAGCCUCCAUCUCCUCCAAAAAUAGAAAGGAAAUUUCCACCUUACACCGGUUUUGGUUCUGAAGAGGAUUCUCUCCGCUCCUGCAUAGGCCUCGUGCCUGUAGUUCGUCCUAAUGUGGAGGCCUUCAAGAAGUGCAUAGAAAAAGACAGCUUUGGCAAUGAAAGCAAUACACUCCGUUUCUUUGCAAAAAUGAUUAAGCACCAAUGUGCCAAUGCGGAUAGGCUGUUUGUUAUUUCAUAUUUUCUUGGCAAUAACACAAUGUCAGUGUUUGAACCCAUAGAGAGGAAUUCAGGGUAUACUGGUGGAUUGUUCUUGAAAAGAAUACGUGUUAAGAGGCCUGGACAAGAAGUUUUUAAAAGUGAACUAUCAGAAUAUAUCCAGCCCGAGGAGCUGUAUAUUGGAGCCACAAUAAACGUGAAUGGCUACCUGUUUAUGUUGCUCAAUGCUGAUGAGUACACCUUAAAAUUCAUGGAGGAGAAUUCAGAUAAGUUUCCUUAUAGCAACCUUGAAUGUGCCCUACAAAAGCUGAAAGCUGAAAAAUCAAAAUCCAGAGAGAUCAAGCAGGUAUUUAGGGCUGUUGAUUGUUAUCUCACAAAGAUGGUGGAUUAUAAUACAUUCAGAAAGAUUGGGCUGCCUAUGUCUCAGGCAUAUUUAAAUAUCUAUCCUUUCUUUUCUCCCUUCCAGUUUCCUUAUAGCAACCUUGAAUGUGCCCUACAAAAGCUGAAAGCUGAAAAAUCAAAAUCCAGAGAGAUCAAGCAGGUAUUUAGGGCUGUUGAUUGUUAUCUCACAAAGAUGGUGGAUUAUAAUACAUUCAGAAACAUACUGAUGGAUAUAACUGUUGGGAGACUCAAAGAGCAAGAAUUUAUAACCAUUGUACGUCACUAUGGAGUGCCUGAAAAACCGUGUCCCAAUGGAACUACCCUACUUUCAAUGGCUCAUGAACAGUUCAGGAAAAUUUUUUUUGAGGAUUUUGACAAACUCAUUAAUUACUGUCAAUACGUAGAUCAAGAAAAUAAAGAGAAAUUGCCCAACAAAUUCAUCGAAAGGCUGUGCAAGUCCGCCAGGUUGCCUUUGAGUAAUGAACUUAUACACUCCUUAGUGUCCAAAUGGUGGAAAUCAAGCAGGUCAACAUUAUUCCCCAUGACAAGUAGAUGGAUGGAUUCUAUAGUUUUCAAGCCAUUCAUCAUGUUUGGGAGGGGGAGCAAGAACAGCCAUCAAAUGACACAUUAG
Messenger RNA from Myotis brandtii (Brandt's bat), 2331 nucleotides. It is a transcript of the gene EFHC2, whose product is annotated as EF-hand domain (C-terminal) containing 2. The record is from RefSeq and is a predicted model, not a curated record. Gene Ontology annotation, biological process: regulation of neuron projection development. The transcript is spliced from 15 exons. The coding region runs from base 1 to 2331 and encodes 776 amino acids. Lineage: Eukaryota; Metazoa; Chordata; Mammalia; Chiroptera; Vespertilionidae. Gene Ontology annotation, cellular component: microtubule.